AACACUCCAGUCCAGUUGGUGGCGGUAAUACACAAUAAGUUGCCUUGUCAACCUCCAUUAAACACUACAAGAAGAAGAAGCUGUUGACGGAAACUGGACAUGCAGAAGGUAGUCAAGACAACCGCGGCAUAUCAGGAUCUUCUGUAAAACCGGUCUGUUUCAUCGAACACACAGGGAUCAAUAUUUUUUAUCUUCAGUAAACUCCUUUAUGAAUUCGGGAAAUAAUUUCUGUUUUUCGACAAGUGAAGGUCCACUUCAUCGCAGAAUGAUUAAUGAAGACACUGAGGAUCAAACAGACAAAAUUGAACCAGAAGAAUCAUCAGCAUCAGGAUCUUCAUAUGAUUCCAUAAUGGCAGAAAAAUCUGAUUGUUUGCCGAUCAAAAACACUUUUCCAAAAAGAAAGCAAAGAACAGAAGCCAGCAAAUCUUUUUCUUGUGUUCAUUGUGGAAAGGGGUUUAAAAGAAAUUAUUGCCUUAUGAAGCACAUGAUAACCCACACUGAAGAAAAGAUUUUCACCUGCCCUCAGUGCGAGAAAAGUUACAAAAGCAAAGAAACAUUUAGAGGUCACAUAAGAAUUCACACUGGAGAACGUCCAUACACGUGUCUUCACUGUGGAAUGAGUUUUCGACAGAAAUUUAGUUUUAAUAACCACAUGAGAAUUCACACUGGAGAGCGCUCACAACCAUGUUCUCAAUGUGGAAAGAGUUUUAGACAAAAACGAAGUCUUAAACUCCACAUGAGAAUUCACACGGGAGAGCGUCCAUACCCAUGUCUUCAGUGUGGAAAGGGUUUUAUGCAUAAACAUAGUCUUAAAAACCACAUGAGAAUUCACACUGGAGAGCGCUCGCAACCAUGUUCUCAUUGCGGAAAGAGUUUCUCAGAUCCAAGUAAUCUAAAACUCCACAUGAGAAUUCACACCGGAGAGCGUCCAUACACAUGUCUUCAGUGUGGAAGAAGUUUCACACACAAAAAUACUCUUGAUAACCACAUGAAAAUUCACACAGGAGAGCGUCCAUACACAUGUCUUCAGUGUGGAAAGAGUUUCACACAGAAAAGUAGUCUUGAUUACCACAUGAGAUUUCACACCUGAGAACAUCCAUACACAUGUUUUUAGUGCGAAUAAAGUCGCACUAACAAAAAAUGACUUUACCCAUGUCUUCAGAGUGGAAAUUAGCUGGUUUGGGUGAAAAUGGUAAAAAAGUUGUUCCCAGACUAUGCUAUGUGGAUAUCGCAAUAGUUAACGCUGGUUCCCUGAGAUAAUGAAAACGAUCAUGGUGCUAUGGGAAAAAAAAAUUCUCUGAUACUGAAGCCUAUUGGUUAAUGUCUGUGAAAAUCACAGAACAAUAAGCAUGUGCAGCUACGCAAUGCUCAUUCCUACCUCAGAGAACCAGGAUUAUGUGAGUAAACUUACUAUUCCCUUUCAAUACAGUUUACUUUCGCGUUGCAUUAGUAGCUGAUGCUAUGGGAAAGUAUUCCAUCAUGCCAUGCUAAGAUGGACUUAAAGUGCAUUUGAGCGGGAGAUUGAGCACUCUUAUGGCCCAUGUAAACCCAGUAGCAUCAGUUCAGAGGUUUCAAAGCCCAUUGCUUGGCAAAAUAAUUAGCAUUUUUGCUAGGGGGAGGACAGGGACAUCAAAGCUAUAAUAUCUGUUUUGUACUGUUUUUCAGAGAUGUGCUUCUAGAAAACUUGGAUUGAGAAUGUUUCUUUGAAUGACUUUUAUAUAUUUCCUUACAUUCAAUUUAUUUUAUUGACUGCAGUAAAUUUUCAUUCAGUUGCGUUAUCACUAAUGUUAUGUGACUAAAAUUAAUUGUUUGUAUGUAUACAAGUUUAUCAUAAAUGUUUUUCUUAUGCUGGUUGAAAGUCUGUACCUGAUUGCGAUCAACAAUUAAAUUGGUCUAAAUUAUAAAAUGCAAGGUUGAAACGUUAAAAACGUUUCUUUACAGGCAUACACAAUGUCAUUACAUUUCACGCCUUUUGCCCCAGUGACAGGAUUUUUAUGUAAUUGUCUAGUUUUGUGAUAAAUCCUUUACAUUAUAAAUGGAUAUAUUGAAUAAACAAAAUACAAUAUGAA
Molecule: messenger RNA, 2069 nt
Organism: Misgurnus anguillicaudatus (oriental weatherfish)
Lineage: Eukaryota; Metazoa; Chordata; Actinopteri; Cypriniformes; Cobitidae
Source: RefSeq, a predicted model, not a curated record